Nezara viridula (southern green stink bug) is the source of this 462-nucleotide messenger RNA. Lineage: Eukaryota; Metazoa; Arthropoda; Insecta; Hemiptera; Pentatomidae. The record is from the annotation of a GenBank genome assembly.
AUGAAACCCAUCAUGGAAGACGACGGAAAAGAGCUUACGUGUCGGGCAGUCAAUCCCAAAUACCCUUCAGAAUAUAUAGAGGCAAGGCGAACCAUCAGUGUUGCUUGUGAGUUUACAAAUCCUGCAACAGCUGAAGUAGAAGUUCUAUCUGGACCAAUGGGAGGAAAUCAUAUCAGGGAAGGUGAAACUAUAAAACUAGGUUGUAAAAUUAAGUCGAAUCCACCUCCGGACAAGAUCCUCUGGUAUCAUGAGAAUCGGCAAGUAAAGGUCGUGAUGGCCGAGGGUUUAUCCAAUAAAAAAAUCCGGGAAAAGGAGAAAAAUGCCGGAACGAGGAGGUUGAGGACUUGGAGAAUACCUAUACCGAGGACCCAUUCAGAGAUAAGCCGAAAACCGAAGAGUCUAUUAGAAUCCUUUCGACCAUCCUGCGAGAUCGAGGAAGACUUACCACUCAAGAGGGAAUGA